UUGGCUAAAGGGGCAGGAACUCCUGUAGCUGUCGCGGUGGAUAGGGCCGUAUCUCUAACUGGGAAAAGCAGACAUGAAAGAGAUGGAAAAUAAUCCUGCUUAAGAAGCGUCCACGUUUCACCAAGUUCGAUUUUAAAGGCCAAGCGGAGCGGAAACGCGGGCGUCCGGCUCGGGCACGCCUCGCGGGCCGAGGCUGGCGCGGUGCAUUGUGGACCCUGCAGUUUGCUUCACGUUUGUGGGCCGCUGAGGCGUGAGUGCUGUGGUGAGUUGUGCAAUGAAGUGAACUUCAUUGGCUGCUGACAGGCUCCCAUGGGAUCCUGCCCUUUUUUACAGUUGUGAACCUCCUGUGCUUUUCCCUCGGAUUCACGGGCUGGAUUUUAACAGGCACCAGGAGCUCCCCGCCCCGACCCCCGGAUUAGGGUUUACGACCAGUGUUGGAUAUCCCCAAGUCGCCGCUUAAUAGAGAGGGCUCACCUGCCUUCGUUGCUACUACAUAGCCCCCAAAGCAGACCCGUAUCUGUGUGUAAAGAAGAAACAGAAAAUCUCCUUUUAAAAAGUUGGCGCAUCACUCUCGACCUCCUCCAUUUCUUCAUUUUGCUGUGGAAGUAGGGGGUUUUGAACAUCUCUCGUCCCAUCGGGUGCUGAUUCCGUUGCACGAUGGCGUUCUGUAUGUCUGGCAUUCGAAGUUUUCCUAAACUUUGGGAGAGCAACCCAUACGCUGGGCUACGUCCAAGGCAUUCUUACAUCUCCCUCUUUCUCACAAACUGCGUUGGCAUCAGGAACGACCAUAGAUGGUUUUCUCUUAAAGCAAUGUCUGCACAAAACACCAAAGCAAUGAACCCGCUGAUUGCCAGGGGCAGACAUCUCUGGAAAGCAAAUGAGGGCAAUAAAAAGCAAGUGCCUUUGGAGUCUUCCCAUCUUUUCGCAGCUGGAGCAGCUGAGAAGCGAUCACAGAGGAAUCCUCCGAACAAGGAUCGGGCCAUGCCUCCCGUGAAGGGCACUAUUCAACUUCCUAAACAACCUUUGAAUUUAGAGGAGUGGGAUAAACUUAAGGAAGAUUUCAAAGGAAAGACCAAUUUUGAAAUUUGGAUCAGCUCUCAGAUGGCUGAGUGCCAUAGCUCUGUAGAUGUGGCUAAAUCUCUACUGGCAUGGGUAGCCGCAAAAAACAAUGGCAUUGUAGGCUAUGGUGUACUGCUGAAAUAUUUGUAUCUCUGUGUCAUUCAUCAGCAAACGUCAGAAGUUAUUGACGUCUACGAAAUCAUGAAAGCCAGAUACAAGAGGUUAGAGACUGGGGGUUACAGUCUUCUCAUCCGAGGAUUAAUCCAUUCUGACAGAUGGAGAGAGGCCUUGCUGCUAUUAGAAAACAUUAAGAAAGUCAUGAUCCCUUCAAAAAAGAACUAUAAUGACUGUAUCCAGGGAGCCCUCCUUCAUCAAGACGUAACUACAGCCUGGAAUUUGUAUCAGGAAUUGCUGGAUCAGGGUGUUAGUCCUAUGUUGGAAACUUUACAAGCCUUCUUUGAUUUUGGAAAAGAUGUAAAGGAUGAUCACUAUUCAAAGAAACUACUAGACAUUCUUUUGUAUCUAAGAAAUAAUCAGCUGUAUCCUGGGGAGUCGUUUGCACAUAGUAUAAAAACAUGGUUUGAGAGUGUUCCUGGAAAACAAUGGAAAGGACAGUUCACCACAAUCCAGGAAAGUGGUCAGUGUCUGGGCUGUGGAAAAGCCAUGGAGUCUAUUCACCUGAGUCCAGAUGAAUAUGAAUUCCUCAAGACAAAAAUCAUGAGGGAUGUGAUAGAUGGAGGUGAUCAGUAUAGAAAGACGACACCUCAGGAACUUCAGAGAUUUGAGAACUUUGUAAAAUCCCGUCCUCCUUUUGAUAUUGUUAUUGAUGGCCUCAAUGUUGCCAAGAUGUUUCCUAAAGCUCGAGAAUCUCAAGUGCUCUUGGGCGUAGUCUCCCAGCUAGCCAAGCAGAAUCUGCGAUUGCUGGUCCUAGGCCGGAAGCACAUGCUAACACAGCGUUCCCGGUGGACAAAGGAUGAGAUGGAAAAAAUACGAAAGCAAGCCAGCUGUUUUUUUGCUGAUGACAUACUUACAGAGGGUCAGAGAGAAGGAGUUCUUCUGUCUGCUGGUUUACUUCCCCAGUGACCACUAUGGCCAAGGCUGGGCCAGCCAGAAGCAGGGAGCCUGAAACUCCAUCUGGAUCCCCCAUGUGGGAGCUGGAUUGGAAAUGGAGCAGCUUGGACUCAAACCAGCAGCAAUAUGGGAUGUCAGCAGCUUUACUCACUACAGAAUGCCGGCCCCAUCCCCCAUUUAUUAAAGAGGUAAAAUGGCUCUCAAUGCAUGAAGCAGGAGGCUAACCCCAAAUCCAGAUCCCAAACCAAAUCCCUUUUGUCUUUAGCUGGAAGGAAGUGCUUCCAUUUCUCCAAGAGUAAAUGACUUAGUGUUUUUCAUAGAGUUACUUUAGGCAGUAUUGGGUAGACAUUAGGAGUACAGGCUUGGGAAUUAGUCUCCCCAGGUUCAAAUCAUUGUUCUGCCACUUCCUGUCUGGGAAAGAUGUGCCCCUUCUCUGUAUCCUCCUUUCUUAUAUAACCCUCACAGUAUUAUUAAGAAGAUUAAAUGAGAUAAUAUUUGUAAAUAGUGCAUGUAAAACUCAUGGUACAGCGUAAAAUACAUGGAAAACAUAUAUUAGUUGUUUUCAUCAUCAUUAUUUUUCUUACAUAGAAGAAUUGGAUAAAAGCAAAUGGUUUCAUCAAGAAGCCUGUUGGAAGUGCCAGUGUUGUGACAUAGCAGGUUAAGCCACUGCUUGCCACACCAGCAUCCCACAUCACUACUCCAGUUCUGAUCCAGCUCUCUGCUGAUGCACCUGAGGAAGCAACAGAUGAUGGCUCAAGUACUUGGGAACUUGCCACUCAUAUGGGAUAUCCAGAUGGAAUUCUAGGCUCCUGGCUUCAGACUUGCCCAGCCCAAAUCAUUACAGGCAUAAAUCUUUUUUUUUUAAAUCCUGUUGAAAAUUCGUCUCACUCUUGUUUUGAAGCCAGUAUUUAUUUAUUUUUCUUUUUAAGAUUUAUUUUAUUUAUUUGAAAUGCAGAGAGGGAGAAAUAUACAGAGAGAACUUUCAAGCCAAAGCUAAGAGCUUCUUCUGGGUCUCCUAUAUAGGUCCUAGGGCCAUCUUCCACUGCUUUCCCAGGAGCAUUAGCAAGGAACUGGAUCAGAAGUGGAGCAGCCAUAACUCAAACUCGCGCCCAUAUGGGAUGCUGGCAUUGCAGGCGGUGGCUUAACCUGCUAAGCAACAGCGCUGGCCCCAAGACCUGUAUUUUUUACAUCAGCUAUUUCCAAGCUCAGUGGUAAAAACUGAUUUACUGACCUUGUAUGGCUUUGGAUUUGAAAAUUUAAAUUUCUAACAUUAACUCUG
Messenger RNA from Oryctolagus cuniculus (rabbit), 3409 nucleotides. The record is from RefSeq and is a predicted model, not a curated record. Lineage: Eukaryota; Metazoa; Chordata; Mammalia; Lagomorpha; Leporidae.